Molecule: messenger RNA, 3451 nt
Organism: Morus notabilis
Lineage: Eukaryota; Viridiplantae; Streptophyta; Magnoliopsida; Rosales; Moraceae
Product: probable inactive receptor kinase At5g10020
Exons: 3
Coding region: 242-3400 (1052 amino acids)
Biological process (GO): protein phosphorylation
Molecular function (GO): ATP binding; protein binding; protein kinase activity
Source: RefSeq, a predicted model, not a curated record
GACAGAACCGCCAUUUUUAACGGAUUUUCCUUUUCUCUUUCUCUCUCUAAAUACUAUUCUCUCCUCUUGUGUUGCUCCUUGGGUAUAAAAAAACCCUAACCUCUCUUUCUCUCUCUGCCAGAGCUCUCUCAAUCUAGGGUUUCCAGAACUCUGCUCUCUCUCUCUCACUCUAAGGCGCGCGCACGAUCGCCAUUACCGGCCAUUUCUCGAUUCUCAUUCAAUGAAUCAUUAGGGUUUCCAGAUGAAUCUCGUUGUUCCAUUUCUCCUCCUGAUUCUGGUCGUCUCGGUCUCUUCCGUCUCCGACUCGGAGCUCCGAUCGCUGCUCGAGUUCAAGAAGGGGAUCCAUGUCGACCCACUCCGGAAGGUUCUGGACACAUGGAGCUCCAGUUCUCUGCAGAGCGUCUCCGAUUGCCCGCAGUGGACCGGCGUCGUCUGCGACGAGAACGGCAAUGUCACCGCCUUGGUCCUCGAGGGCCUCGGCCUCGGCGGAGAAUUGAAGUUCCACACGCUCACCGGCCUUGGAAAGCUCCGGAAUCUGAGCCUCGCCGGGAAUGAAUUCUCCGGCCGGGUCGCGCCGGCAUUGGGGACGAUGACCUCGCUUCAGCAUUUGGAUCUAUCGAGGAACCAGUUCUACGGCCCGAUCCCGCAGCGGAUCAGUAAUCUCUGGGAUUUGAAGUACCUCAAUCUGGCCGAGAACAAAUUCAAGGGUGGAUUUCCAAGCGGGUUUACGAAUCUUCAGCAGAUGAAGGUUCUGGAUUUGCACUCCAACCAGCUGUGGGGCGACAUUGCCGAUCUCUUGCCGGAGCUGCGCAAUGUGGAGCGAGUCGAUUUGAGUCGCAACGAGUUCUUCGGCUCCAUUUCCGUUUCUCUCGAGAACGUCUCCGGCUUGGCAAACACCGUUCAUUAUUUGAACUUGAGUCAUAAUAAUUUGAGUGCCGGAUUUUUCAAAAGCGAUGCUAUUAAGUUGUUUCGCAACUUGGAAGUUCUGGAUUUGGGGAAUAAUCAGGUCAGCGGCGAGCUUCCUUCGUUUGGGCCUUUGCCGAAUUUGCGGGUUUUGAGGCUUGGGAAGAACCAGUUGUUCGGGUUGAUUCCAGAGGAGUUGAUGGAGAGUUCUAUACCGUUGGUGGAAUUGGAUCUUAGUAACAAUGGAUUUACAGGUUCACUUCUUGGGAUUAACUCUACAAGCUUGCAGUUAUUAAACCUUUCAUCCAACAGUUUGUCUGGCACAUUGCCCACAGUGCUGAGUAGUUGUGUAGUGGUGGAUUUGAGCAGCAAUAUGUUCUCUGGUGACAUAUCCGUUAUUCAGAACUGGGAAGCUCCUUUAGAGUUUGUUGAUAUGAGUUCAAACACGUUAUCUGGAAGCUUUCCAAACUUAACUUCACCGUUUGAGAGAUUGACUGCAAUUAAUCUAAGAAAUAAUUCGUUAGGAGGUACUUUGCCUUCUAUAUUGGAGGCGUGUCCUAAACUGUCUACCGUUGACCUCAGUUCAAAUGAAUUUAUUGGGCGUAUUCCCAGUACUUUCUUCAGUUCUGGGAGCUUAAUGUCUUUGAAUCUUUCGGGAAACCAUUUUACAGGACCAAUUUCCAUGGGAGGAGGCCGUGUUAGUGAAUUACUGUAUUUACCUUCAAGUCCACUGAUCGAAUAUCUCGAUCUCUCUAGGAAUUCUUUAUCGGGUUCUCUGCCUACAGAAUUGGGUAACGUGAUCAAUCUCAAAUUACUUGAUAUUGCAAAGAAUGGCUUUGUCGGGCAGAUACCAAAGGAGUUGCACAAGCUUAGUAAGUUGGAGUACCUUGAUUUAUCUGACAAUAAAUUCAGUGGUGAAAUCCCAGAUAAUCUUCCAUCCAGCUUGACUGUAUUUAAUGUGUCCUACAAUGACCUAAGGGGAUCUGUUCCUGAAAAUUUGAGAAACUUCCCUAUGAGUUCAUUUCGUCCUGGAAAUGAAUUGCUGAACUUACCGGGUAUGCCAAAAUUAAAUUCUGUACCAGAUCAGGUUUCUAAUCAAAGGAAAACUCACAGUUCAAAGAGUAAUAUUAGAGUAGCAAUUAUUCUUGCAUCCCUUGGAGCUGCUUUUAUGAUAGUUUUUGUUUUACUUGCUUAUCACCGUUCACAGCUUAAAGAAUUCCACUGGAGAAGUGGAUUUGGAGGUCAAACUACAGGGAGGGAUGUGAAAUUAGGAAGUUUUACUCGGCCUUCGUUUUUGAAGUUCACCUCUAAUGUUCAGGCUCCACCAACUUCUUCAUUGAGUUUUUCUCAUGAUCAUUUAUUAACGUCAAAAUCAGGGUCAUUAUCUGGGCAGACAGAUUUUGUAACUGAAGUUGCAGACCCCGUUUCACAUCGGGAAGUAGCGACUACCUCAGGUUCCAUGAAUCCUGUAGAUAAUCACCCUGCAACUUCUGGAAGGAAAUCCUCUCCAGGUUCCCCAUUAUCUUCCUCUCCUCGUUUUAUCGAAGUGGGUGAACAACCUGCAAUAUUGGAUGUGUAUUCACCAGAUAGAUUGGCUGGUGAGUUGUCCUUCCUGGAUGCUUCAUUGGCAUUCACAGCUGAGGAACUUUCUCGAGCUCCAGCAGAAGUUCUUGGCAGAAGUAGCCAUGGAACUCUCUAUAAAGCUACUCUAGAUAGUGGGCAUAUGUUGACAGUGAAAUGGUUACGGGUAGGACUGGUCAAACACAAGAAAGAAUUUGCCAGAGAAGUCAAGAGGAUUGGUUCCAUGAGGCAUCCAAACAUUGUUCCGUUGAGGGCAUACUAUUGGGGACCCAGAGAACAAGAGAGGCUUCUUUUAGCGGAUUAUAUUCAGGGAGAUAGUUUGGCCCUGCAUCUUUACGAGACCACACCACGGCGGUACUCUCCAUUAUUGUUCAAUCAGAGACUAAAAGUUGCAGUGGAUGUUGCGCGGUGUCUGUUAUUCCUUCAUGAUAGAGGCCUUCCACAUGGGAAUCUAAAGCCCACCAAUAUACUCCUUGCUGGCCCUGACUACGAGGCUCGUCUUACCGAUUACAGCCUGCACCGCCUAAUGACACCAGUGGGCAUUGCGGAGCAGAUACUAAAUAUGGGAGCACUUGGCUACCGAGCUCCUGAACUUGCCUCUGCAGCCAAACCAAUUCCCUCAUUCAAGGCUGAUGUUUAUGCUUUUGGUGUGAUCCUGAUGGAAUUGUUAACCAGAAGAAGUGCUGGUGAUAUCAUUUCGGGCCAGUCGGGUGCAGUUGAUCUUACAGAUUGGGUUCGACUUUGUGAUCAAGAAGGACGUGGAAUGGACUGCAUUGACAGAGACAUUGCCGCUGGGGAAGAACCCUCCAAAGCAAUGGAUCAAGUGCUUGCAAUAUCACUCAGGUGUAUUCUCCCUGUAAAUGAGAGGCCUAACAUCAGACAAGUUUUCGAUGAUCUCUGUUCUAUAUCUGUUUGAAAUUUUUUGUACAUGCGUCUUGGAAUUAGUUUUUUUGUUCCUUGACCAUGU